GAAAUUAUCAAACUGUUUUCCUUUUAUAUAGAACAGCAUAUUAUUCGAGUUUCGUCUGAGUUGGAAGCCUUACGAAACGCACUAUCGAGAUACUAUCAGUUAUUAUUAAUUCAAAAACAACGCACCGUAACAAAUAUAGAUUAUAGACGAGUAACUAAAGCAGAUAUUUUGCAACAUUCCGCGCUGCAUAUCCUUGGCAAACGGAAUAAUACUUUAUAUCGUAACGGAUUUAUGAUUUCCCUGCUUCGCUGGACUUUCUACUAAAGACCCUGAACGUUAUCCUAAAUAAUUACUUCAGAAACGAACCAACGCUCGAAGUUGAAACGUCUUAAAUAGAAACGAUGGAUUUCUUUCGGGGAUUCUCGGUGCUCCAGCCACCGUUGAUAUUCAGACCAGAAGUGACUUUUCUGCUCCUUCUAAGAAUACUCAUCAACGUGCACAGGCCCGACAUCGUCGACAUUGAGAACAGAGUGAAACCAAUACGUCCAGUGUAUAUUCAUAGCAAUUAUGAUUUUGUUAUAAUCGGGGGUGGUGCGGCUGGUUCGGUGCUCGCCAAUCGUUUGUCGGAGAAUGGUACGUGGACGGUGCUCGUUUUGGAGGCUGGUCCAGACGAACCACUAGAAACUGAUGUGCCCACCAUGUAUUCGAUUCUACAGUUAUCAUCGGUGGAUUGGCAAUUUAAAACGGAACCUACGAACGACUACUGCCUGGCUUCGCCUAAUCAACAAUGCGAGUGGCCACGAGGAAAGGCCCUAGGGGGGAGUACAGUGAUGAAUGGAUUAAUUUAUAUACGCGGAAACAAGGAGGAUUACAACCACUGGGAGAGAUUGGGCAAUCCAGGAUGGGGUUACAAUGACGUGUUACCCUAUUUCAAGAAAUCGGAAGAUAUGAGGAUCCCGGAAUUGCAAAAUUCCCCGUACCACCACACCGGUGGAUACCUAAGCGUGGAAUACUUCAAGUAUCGUUCACCUAUAACCGACUACUUGGUGCAAGCAGGCGUCGACUUGGGUUACAAUGUCGUGGAUCCGAACGGACCAUCUCAAACCGGAUUCGUGUAUUCGCAGGCCACGAUGAGGAACGGUCUGCGUUGCAGCGCUGCAAAGGCUUUCCUUCGAUCGGCUUCAAAAAGGCCAAAUCUCCACGUUAGCAUUUAUUCAUACGUGGAGAAGAUUUUAAUGCACACAGAGGGAGAUGUGAAGACUGCCUACGGAGUGCAAUUCCUCGUAGGUGGACAACGGAUUGAAGUGAGAGCCAAUCGCGAGGUUAUUCUAUCCGCUGGCGCGUUGCAAUCGCCCCAAUUGUUGAUGCUGUCUGGAAUCGGUCCUAAGGAUCAUCUGACAGAGAUGGGGAUCCCCGUGGUGCACAAUUUGCCAGGCGUGGGUCAGAAUCUUCAAGAUCACGCGGGGGCGGCCGGUAUAACUUUCGUAGUGGAUCCACCGGCGAAUUACAGGGGCUCAGAACCGUUCACGUUCGACGUAUCGAAGACUGUUACACCGCGUACGAUCACGGAAUUCGCCACGAAUCGUACUGGACCUCUGUACUCUUUGUCGUUAACCGGAUCUAUGGCUUUCGUCAACACAAAAUACGCUAACGCGUCGGCGGAUUAUCCUGAUAUACAGUUCUUAAUGAGCUCUACAGCCGACCAUUGGGACCGUACUCCCAUCAUAAACACGCAAGUAUACACGAUCGUCCCGCUUCUUUUGAGGCCUCUAAGCAGAGGAUACGUCAAGCUGCGUUCGCCAUAUCACAUCCAUCCGGUCAUCGUCGCCAAUUACUUCAAGGAACCAUACGAUCUCGAAGUCCUGAUAGAAGGGGCCAAGAUCGCUAACCAAAUGGUGCAGACACCAACGAUGAAGAAAUUGAACGCUCGUCUGCUGUGCGAUCCAAGAUGCUCGCGGUACGCGUGUGAAUCGGAUGAUUAUUGGCGAUGUAUCGCUCGGCAGUAUACAAUGACGAUUUAUCAUCCAUCAGGGACGUGCAAAAUGGGACCAGCUAACGACCCCAUGGCUGUGGUCGAUCCCAAACUGAGGGUUUACGGAAUCAAUAAGCUACGAGUGAUCGACACUUCGAUCAUGCCGACAGUCGUUUCUGGCAACACGAAUGCACCGACGAUCAUGAUCGCCGAAAAGGCUGCUGACAUCAUUCAGGAAGAUUGGAGAAUAAAUAGUUAGGGUUUUGCUGUUUUCUGAAAUCGUGCAAACAUGUUACGUGUUAUUAACUGCAAUAACAAAGACAGUAACGAUAAUGAAGAUAAGAACGAUGGUAAUAAGGGAGUCACCGUCAACAUUUAUACAGAGAAAAACAACGAUUAUUGAAGUGUCAAAAUUGUUUAAAUGUCGUGGGAAUAGUAAUGUUAACGAUUUAUUUUUAUUUAGACUAUUGGAGGCAUUGGAAAUCCAGGGUUUUAUUAUAAUAAGGCAAUGUUAUGCAAAAUUUAUGAGCUUUGCGCGAUAAAUACCGAUUGUCUAACGAUAUAUAAAUUUUCCGUAUAUUAAAAACGUAUUAAACUUUAAUGCUUUGCAAUCGGUUACGUACGCUCGGAUAAAUGCACGCUAGUUUUAAGGACGAAAUGUUAAUGCAAGCGAAUUCUCAUGACGUUUUGUAUAAAAAUGAAAUAUUAUAGGUUUACGCGCACCUCUUUCCCGAGUAUACAUGAUAUUGAAAAUGCAAAUACGCAUAAUAUGAUGAGUUGUUAUGAGACGUUUUAUUAACGCAAUUAAUCUUCUAUAAUUUGCACGUAUGAACUGGCGGUAUUCUUCUUAUCGGGCAAUCUGUGUUGUUGCAAUUGACUUGUACUGGUACGAAAUACGACGAUUGAAAUAAUUUAAAGAUAUAAAAAAAAAUAAAGAUGGUUCUGUCGUAGAGGUGAAUAUGAAACUCGAAUAACAAUUAUCGAACUGUCCAUUAGAACCAAUAAUUUUUAAUGAACGUCUCACAAAAGGAUAAAUAAAAACUAUUUUAUUUAAUAUACAAACAUAUGAAUUUAGUCGUAAUAAAACUUAUGUAUACAAUUUUAUUUUCUAAUCGAAUAAAA
Colletes gigas is the source of this 3034-nucleotide messenger RNA. Its product is annotated as glucose dehydrogenase [FAD, quinone]-like. Gene Ontology annotation, molecular function: flavin adenine dinucleotide binding; oxidoreductase activity, acting on CH-OH group of donors. NCBI's taxonomy places the organism in Eukaryota, Metazoa, Arthropoda, Insecta, Hymenoptera, Colletidae. The transcript has 6 exons. The coding region runs from base 342 to 2171 and encodes 609 amino acids. The record is from RefSeq and is a predicted model, not a curated record.